GUACACCACAGGCAACUUUCAGUGUUCGUCCUCUCGUUACAAUAAAAGCCAGUAAUAAAAAUAGUAUCAAAUAGGCCUCAUAAAAUCGAUAUAAGUAGUAAUCAAUUCUGAGAGAGUAAUUUAAAUCCAAAAAUGCCGUGUGAAAUGAUAACCCUGCAGCUGGGCCAAUGUGGCAAUCAGAUUGGCUUUGAAUUUUGGAAACGACUCUGUGCCGAACAUGGAAUCAAUCCUGAGGGAAUUCUCGAGGAUUUUGCAACAGAGGGAACAGACAGGAAAGAUGUUUUUUUCUAUCAGUCUGACGACGAGCAUUACAUCCCUCGGGCUGUAUUACUAGAUCUUGAACCUCGUGUUAUUCAUACCAUCAUGAAUUCCCCUUAUUCCAAGUUGUACAAUCCGGAGAAUAUUUACCUGUCGAAGCAUGGAGGUGGUGCUGGAAACAAUUGGGCUUCUGGGUAUCACCAGGGAGAGAAACUCCAGGAGGAGAUAUUCGAUAUUCUUGAUCGUGAGGCAGAUGGUAGUGACAGCCUUGAAGGAUUCGUUCUAUGUCAUUCAAUAGCCGGAGGAACAGGAUCAGGAAUGGGAUCAUUUAUGCUGGAAUCACUGGCUGACAGGUUUCCCAAAAAACUCAUUGAAACUUACAGUGUGUUUCCAAACCAGGAUGAAAUAAGUGACGUUGUAGUGCAGCCCUACAACUCCCUCCUGACUCUAAAACGCCUGACCCAGUGCGCAGACUGCGUAGUGGUCCUGGAUAACACAGCCCUGAACAGAAUCGCGUCAGAUCGCCUGCACAUUCAAAAUCCUAGCUUCACCCAAAUAAAUAAACUCGUAUCGACAAUAAUGAGCGUCAGCACGACAACCCUAAGGUACCCCUCGUACAUGAACAAUGACCUGGUGGGCCUGAUAGCACCUCUGAUUCCCACACCUCGUCUCCACUUCCUCAUGACAGGGUACACUCCCCUGACGACAGACCAAGAGGGACAAUCGGUGAGGAAAACAUCAGUAUUGGAUGUCAUGAGGCGUCUCCUGCAGCCCAAGAACAUGAUGGUGUCAACAGCUCUCGAUAGAAAUGCCUCUCACUGCUACAUCUCGAUCCUCAAUAUCAUCCAGGGGGAGGUAGAUCCCACUCAGGUGCACAAAUCCCUCCAGAGAAUCAGGGAGAGGAAACUUGCCCAGUUCAUACCCUGGGGGCCUGCCAGCAUUCAGGUCGCUCUUUCCAGGAAGUCACCGUACAUUCAGAGCGCCCACAGAGUCUCUGGUCUCAUGCUGGCUAAUCACACUAAUAUCUCCUCACUCUUUGAUCGGGCCCUUCAACAGUACGACAAACUCAGGAAACGCGAGGCAUUUCUCGAGCAAUUUCGAAAGGAAAAAAUGUUCGAGGAAAAUUUAGAUGAACUCGACAACUCCAGAGAAGUUGUUGAAUGCCUUGUCAAGGAGUAUCAAGCAGCUACUAAAGCGGAUUACCUAACGUGGAAUCCAAAUAAAAUGGAAUAAUUACGAACUUUUGUUCUAGAGUGAGGGGAUAAAACGGUUACAGUAUCUCUGAAGCUGAGGGAAAUAACGACUUUUUUUGUUAGGACCUAUUUUUUAGACGGAAAUGAAAGCUGCAAAAAGAUUUCCAUGAACAUUUUUCUAUCUCUCUUGGAUUCAGAGAUAUUAUGCGAAAACUUAAAUUUAGGAUGAAAGGAGGAAAACACAUGUUGCCAUUAGUGAUGAAUCUCAGACUACCUUACGGUGCCAUUCUGUUCAAAAUUACUGCACGCCAGCUUAUUCACCCAGUAUUUUUGUAAAUACUCGUACCUAAUACCCAAAAUUCGUUCUCUACACGAAUUCAUGCAGUGUUGCUUGUUAUUUGCUGGCGGAAAUGACUGCACUGCGCUCGACAUAACUCGUGAUAUUGAAGAAAUAAUUAUGGAAUAAUAAAAUUAAUAAACAGUUCGUUUUUUUUUUACAAAA
Molecule: messenger RNA, 1953 nt
Organism: Fopius arisanus
Lineage: Eukaryota; Metazoa; Arthropoda; Insecta; Hymenoptera; Braconidae
Product: tubulin gamma-1 chain
Exons: 3
Coding region: 133-1491 (452 amino acids)
Biological process (GO): meiotic spindle organization; mitotic spindle organization; mitotic sister chromatid segregation
Cellular component (GO): cytoplasm; gamma-tubulin complex; spindle
Molecular function (GO): GTP binding; structural constituent of cytoskeleton
Source: RefSeq, a predicted model, not a curated record